Molecule: messenger RNA, 3117 nt
Organism: Aspergillus niger
Lineage: Eukaryota; Fungi; Ascomycota; Eurotiomycetes; Eurotiales; Aspergillaceae
Exons: 4
Coding region: 1-3117 (1038 amino acids)
Molecular function (GO): phosphopantetheine binding
Source: RefSeq, a predicted model, not a curated record
AUGGCUACCACCCCCGGACAACGUCUCUUCCCUGUGGUCGUCGACCACCUCGCCCAGACCAACCCAGCUCAGCGCAUCGGUCUCAUCCCCAAGGGUGCUGAUGUCUCUGAUGGCUAUGAUACUGUGACCGUCCAGCGUCUGGCCCGCGCGGUGAAUGUCUUUGCUUGGUGGAUUGAGAAGCAGAUCGGACGCGCCCAGAAGCCAGAGACCAUUGCUUACAUGGCUAGCAAUGAUGUGCGAUACUUGAUUUUCCUCUUGGCCGCUCAUAAGACGGGAUACAAGCCCCUCCUCCCCUCUACUCGUCUUUCCGACGACGCCUACCAGCACAUCCUCAACGCCACCGACUGCCACGCCUUCUUCUACACCCCCGAAAAGCAGCGCCGCGUGUCUGAAAUUCAGGCCUUCCGUCCGGAUACUGCCUUCCAUGAGGUGCCCUCUAUCGCAGAGCUUUUCAGCACCACUGCUCAGCCCUACCCCUACACCAAGACCUACCAGGAAGCGGAGGACGAUGUCGCCAUCAUCAUCCACAGCUCCGGCACAACAGUUGUAGGCAUGCCUAAACCCGUCCCCCUGACGCACGGCUUCCUCGCCACCCUCGACUACGGCGCAUACAUUUCGCGUCCCCAAUCCCGCCAAUCCACCAUGUUCAACGACCUCCAGCCCGACACCCUCGUCCUCUCCACCACCCCCUUCUUCCACCUUAUGGGUCUGCUCGCCUUCGCCGAAUCCCUCUUCCACCACAUCCCCUUUGUCGUUCUCCCCGACAAGCCUCUCUCCGCCGACCUCCUCACCUCCGUCAUCACCGCCACCAAGCCCGCGGCCGCCAUGCUGCCCCCUUCCCUUCUCGAAGACAUGUCCCACGUCCCAGCUGCCCGCGCCGCACUCAGCACCCUCGAAAAUGUCUACUUCGCUGGCGCCCCUCUCUCCCCGGAAGUCGGCGAUGAUCUGUCCCAGCUGACCAAGAUCAUCACUGUCAUCGGAUCCAGCGAAAUGGGCCUGAUCUCCUCGUUCGUGCCCCAAGGCACAAAUGUGUGGGGCUACUUCGACUGGAACCCCGCCUACGGAGUAGACAUGCGACAUGUCAGCGACGAUAUGUAUGAGCUUAUCAUCCCCCGCCGCGCAAACAGUCGCCGAAUUCAUGGCAUCUUCCACACCUUCCCAGACCGCUCCGAGUACCGCUCCAACGACCUCUUCACCCGACACCCCGAGCACCCUCACCUGUGGAAAUACCACGGCCGACUUGACGACGUGAUCGUUCUCAGCAACGGCGAGAAACUGAACCCCGUCACCCUGGAGAAGAUCGUCGAGGGGCACCCGCGCGUGCAGCGGGCUCUGCUCAUCGGCCAAGCCCGCUUCGACACGGCCCUCAUCAUCGAACCCAACAGGGCUCUCGAGGGCGAGAACAUCGACGAAAAAGCCUUUAUCGAGAGCAUUUGGCCCACCGUGGAGCGCGCGAACGAAGCCGUCCCCAAAUACGGCCGCAUCGCAAAGACCAGGAUCCGUCUCUCUGACCCCAAGAAGCCCUUCCAACUGACCCCCAAGGGCACCACGAAGCGCCACGCCGUGAACAAGGACUACAAAGACGAGAUCGACGCCAUCUACGCAGCAGCCGAGGAAGAAUCAGCCGCCGUCGAGCUCCCUACCACCCUCACCACCGACAACCUCCGCACUUUCGUCCGCUCCCUCAUCGCCAACCUCCUCGACCGCACUGACCUCCGCGACGACGAGGACCUCUACGCCGCCGGCCUGGACUCGCUGCAAACCAUCCAGCUCGCCAAAACCCUUAACAAGGCCGUCGUCGCCGCCGGCUACCCCGCCGGUCACGACAUCUCCCAGCAGCAAAUCUAUGCCAACCCCUCCGUAUCCCAGCUCGCUGCGUACCUACACGACCUAGUGACCGGCAACCUGCGCACAACGACCAUCUCCCGCGCCGACCGCAUCGCCGCCACCAUCGACAAAUACACCACCAAGCUCCCGCGCCGCACCACGCCCGCCGUCCCUGCCCCGGCCAACUCCACCGUGAUCCUCACCGGCUCGACCGGGUCGCUGGGAACCUACCUCCUACACAGCCUGCUCACCGACCCAAAGAUCGCAAAAGUCUACUGCUUCAACCGGUCCGAUGCGGCCGAGCGCCAACAGCGCAGCUUCGCCGACAAGGGUCUGGAUACUGCGCUGCUCAACCCCAGCCGGGUGGAAUUCCUCACUGUGUCAUUUGGCGCGCCCCGCUUCGGCCUGAGUGAGACCAAGUACGCCGAUCUCCUGGAGACCGUGGACUUCAUUAUCCACAACGCAUGGAAAGUCAACUUCAAUCACCCGCUGGAGUCGUUCGAGGACCCGCAUAUCAAGGGCGUGGUGGAGUUUAUUUCCUUCAGUGUGAGGAGCAAGUACAACGCACACUUGUCGUUCGUGUCCAGUGUGAGUACCAUCGGUGGAUGGACGGAGAAGUUGGGCCCCGUGGUGCCGGAGACGCCGGUGGAGAGUGUCGAUGCGGUGCUGGUGCAGGGGUACGGCGAGUCGAAGUUCGUCGGGGAGAGGUUGUGUCUGGCUGCGUCGGAGGGGAUGGGUGUGCCCACGACGGUGUUUAGGGUUGGGCAGAUUUCCGGGCCGACGACUGAGAAGGGCAUGUGGAAUUUGGAUGAGUGGGUGCCUACGUUGGUGAAGACCAGUAAGGCGGUUGGAAAGGUGCCGGCGGAUUUGGGUGGGUAUGAGGUUGAUUGGGUGCCUGUUGAUACCCUCUCCACCAUCACCACCGAACUCAUGCACACCCGUCGCCAAACCCAAUCCGCUACUCCACACGCCGUCUACCACCUUGUCAACCCCUGCAAGACUCCCUGGGCGACCCUCGUCCCCGCCGUUCAGGCCAAAUACCCCGGUAUGCAGACGGUGCCGCUAGACCAGUGGCUGGACGAGCUGGAGGCGAUCAAGUCACCGUCGGAGACCGAGGUGCGCGAGAAGCCCGCGCUGAAACUGCUUGAUUUCUACCGCGGACUCGCGGGCGAGGUGCUCUCGGCCAGUAUUAGUGUGGAGCAGACGCGCGGGGGCAGCAAGACCAUGGAGGGAUUGGGGGCUGUGACAGGCCAGUUGAUGGGGAAUUGGUUGGGGCAGUGGGAUUUCUGA